AUGCCCGCACCGCAAGGCCACGGUAAAAAGGCCAACGGCCCCUUGGCGCGUCAGCGCUCACGGAAUACGACGCCGUCGAGCGUGGCACCGCCAACUGUGACGGCCAGUCUUCCGGAAAUUCAGGCACAAGACCUCGAGUACAUUCAGCUGCGGUUCGACGUGUUCCGCAACCUCUCCUACGACGACCUCGUGGACUCGGGCACCGGUGCCGGCUCGAGCAUCCCUGACUACAAAUCCAUAGACGGCAUUGUCACACGGCUGAAGAAGCUACAGGCAAUCUCGGACGAACGAGGCAGCAGCUACGACCGCGGCAUGCGGUUGUUGUCGCAUAACCGCCGCACGCGCAUGGACGACUUGGCUGCCGAACGCAGCCGCGAGGAGGAGCGGGUGCAGCGCGAGGCAAACGACGAAGACCACCAGCGGCGGGCCAACAAAAAGAAGCGUAAGGCGCCGGAGGGCACGGCCGCGCAAGAAGUUGUCACCGCAACACCCAGCGCGAUGGAGGUGGACGAGAAGACAAAGAUUGUAGCCGCCGAUGACAGCCCGUCCGAGUCCGAGUCGUCCGACGACGGCGCACCACCGCAGCGCCCGGUGCCACAGAACCAGACCUUUGGCGAGGACCCGUCCACGUUUCCCGACCCGACCGUGUACGAGGUUCGCGCAGUAAAGAGCGGCAUGUCAGAAGACGAGAUCAAAGAGAUCUACUCGGUGGCCGUAUACCCCAAGUCAGACCUUGCAGAUCUGGUCGCAGGCGACCCUCCAGACAAAGACUUUAGCAAUGCCAAACCAUCCAACCAGAUCAAUUUUUCCACCUUUUCCAGCUACAUCGAACCAUACUUCCGGCCCUUUACCGAAGAGGACCUGGCGUUUCUGCGCGAACGCGGUGACCACGUCACGCCCUUUCACAUUCCCAAGCGGGGCAAGAAGCACUACAGCGACAUCUGGGCGGAUGAGGACGGCGCCAUGGCCGUCGACUCGUCACCGCCGGUCUCGGGGCACGACAAGCGGCUGCCACCAAACCAACCGCGUGGCAACAUCGACUCCAUGACGGACGAGGUGGCCGAGACCGACAGGCUGUCCGUCGGACCGCUGCUGGCCCGCCUGCUGCAGGCCAUGCGACCCGAACACCGGGCCCCGCCAGUACCGACUGGCAGCGACAGCGUGAACGGCAGCGUGGACGUGUCGAUGAGCGGUCUCGGUGACACGAGCGUAAAUGGCACCGACGGCCCCGCAGGCGAGUCACAGAACGGCGACGGCGAGCGGGUGCUGCCGGUGGCAACACUGAUGCCCGAAUCCGCGUCCGAGACGUGGAAGAAGGCCACCCAUCCGAAGCUGGACUACACGCAGGUUGACGAACGGAUCAAACAGGAGCUGCGGCAUAUUGGCUUCCUGCCGUUUCCCGACUCGGCCCACGGAUCGUCCGUGGUCAAUAGCACAGGCAAUGGUAUGGGCGGCAUCAAUAACAGCAGCGGCGGUGGCAACAGCAACGGCAAUGGCGGCAACAGCAACGGCAACGGCAACGGAAGCGGCAACGGAAAUAGCAAUGGCAGCAACGGGGCCAAUGGCCACGGAUCCGGCGGCGGCAACGGGAACGGUUCAGCAAAUGGUGGAGGCGGGAACGCGGCUAUCGACCCAUCACUGACGGCCGACUACGACGGCCACUACGAUGACGAGGUGGCCGCACGGCUGCGGUUGCUGCAGUCGAAGCUGCGCGAGCAGAUGUUGAUGAACGGCGCCCGCAAAGCGCGGCUGGCCGAGCUAGUCAAGGAGCGGAUGGCGUACCAGGAGUACCAGACCAUCCUGGAAGACCUCGACGGCCAGGUGCAGGCGGCCUACUUGAAGCGGACCCGGACGAUGGGCAAAUCGAAAAAGGGCAAGCGGCCGGGUGCCGGAGGAGCCGGAGCCGGAGGGGCUGGCGGGGCUGGCGGAGCAGCUGGCGGAGCAAACGGCGCCGGCACAGCUCGGCCAGGCAUUGGUGAUAUGACCCGGCUGCUGAUGGAGCGGAGGCGACGGUGGAUGGAGAGCAUCGGUACCGUCUUUGAUGACGAGCGGCUGCGCCGCGUGCCGCGCCAAUGCGAGCCUGACAGCAGCAUCUUCCCGCCUGCCGAGAUGGCCGGACUGAUCAAGAAGGAACAGGAGGCUUGGGACGAAGAGGCCGACGAGGAGUAG
Molecule: messenger RNA, 2169 nt
Organism: Grosmannia clavigera kw1407
Lineage: Eukaryota; Fungi; Ascomycota; Sordariomycetes; Ophiostomatales; Ophiostomataceae
Product: transcriptional regulator
Exons: 2
Coding region: 1-2169 (722 amino acids)
Biological process (GO): regulation of transcription by RNA polymerase II
Cellular component (GO): SAGA complex
Molecular function (GO): transcription coactivator activity
Source: RefSeq, a predicted model, not a curated record